AUGACUGCCAACACGAACUCUUUGCCUGCUCCGGGGGGUGCACGAAAGGCGGCGACGCGUGGUCCCAACGGUGCCUCUGCGCUUGCUUCGGAACUGGGUGCCGCGCGGGAUGUCGAUCGCGACGUAGCACAGGCUCGAUCCGAGGGCGACAAGAUCCCCUCGUCCAACGACACCAGCCGCGUGCUUGAAUUCGGUAUGCCCAACGGUGCCGAGCAAGGUGUCGAGACACCCGGCCGCGAGAAGCGCACCCAGCUGCAGGACGAGCGCAACCAAGAGCUCGGUCGCGACCAGCCGGACCUCGGCAAGAUCGCACAGACUUCGGCAGGCGCCACCUUCCCCACCACGGAGACCGCCAAGUCGACCGCAGCCAACAAUCCCGACGCAAUGCUCAACACGGUCGCCAGAAGCACCGGCACUGAAUCGGGAACUUCCACCGCAAACAACGGCAUUGAAGUCACACGCGACGCUCCCACCAACGCCUAG
Molecule: messenger RNA, 483 nt
Organism: Moesziomyces antarcticus
Lineage: Eukaryota; Fungi; Basidiomycota; Ustilaginomycetes; Ustilaginales; Ustilaginaceae
Exons: 2
Coding region: 1-483 (160 amino acids)
Source: RefSeq, a predicted model, not a curated record